AUGACUCAACCAGAAUCUUUGAAUAUCACACAAAGAAGAGAAAUUUCUCUCUAUCAUCGGAAUUGUAAAUACAAGAAACAAUGUAAAAUUAAAAAGAAAACACUUGAUGAGGUGAUUGUAAUUCUACAUCGAAUUAAAUAUCCGAGUGCACUUUUAACCCGAGAAUAUUUUGUCAAGACACCAAAAGCUAGAACAAUUAAAAUUUGGAAUGAACGGAAAGAGGAAAUUCAAUUUCAAUAUGAUUUUCAUUGUUUUCAUUGUAAGAAAAUGUGGGAUAAUUUUAACAUGUUAUUGGAACAUUGGAAAUUAUUUCAUGUGAAUGAUUUUUCAGUGUUGAAUAUUGAUUUGAUAGGUAGUAGAGGUGAUGUUCAUGUGAUUAUUUCUAAAAAAUUGAAUAAGAGUGGACUCAAAUUUUUUGAUCCCAUCACACUCAAGGAAUUACCAACGAGUAAUAUUUCAACAUUUGCAUCGGUUAAUUUAUUUUACAAUUUUUCAUUUAAUGAAAUGAAUGAUUUGGAAAAGAAUCAAAUGAAAACAUGGGUUCAGAAAAUUGGUGAGGAAGUGAAUAGUAUGUUUACGUUUCGAAUUUAUUAA
Molecule: messenger RNA, 594 nt
Organism: Naegleria gruberi
Lineage: Eukaryota; Heterolobosea; Eutetramitea; Acrasida; Naegleriidae
Exons: 1
Coding region: 1-594 (197 amino acids)
Source: RefSeq, a predicted model, not a curated record